Molecule: messenger RNA, 249 nt
Organism: Rodentolepis nana
Lineage: Eukaryota; Metazoa; Platyhelminthes; Cestoda; Cyclophyllidea; Hymenolepididae
Source: the annotation of a GenBank genome assembly
AUGGCAACGGCGUUGACGGAGAAGGCCUUAGAGACUGCGUUAGACGUAACAUGGAUUGGCAAGAAGAGAGAUAUGCAUAUAGACCUGGCCCUGUCUAUUGUCCCUGUGGUUGUUGGUGUAAUUAUGGAUGCUGUUGUAACUGCGGACCUGGAUAUGAUUGCUGUGGAUACUGUGGUUACUGUGGACCAAUGUAUGGUUACUACCAAUAUUACUAAGUUAGAAUACCCGAUUCUGAAAAAUUCUAAAUAG